Sinocyclocheilus grahami is the source of this 3135-nucleotide messenger RNA. Its product is annotated as short transient receptor potential channel 5-like. The transcript is spliced from 11 exons. Gene Ontology annotation, cellular component: plasma membrane; cation channel complex. The record is from RefSeq and is a predicted model, not a curated record. Gene Ontology annotation, molecular function: protein binding; inositol 1,4,5 trisphosphate binding; store-operated calcium channel activity. The coding region runs from base 256 to 3036 and encodes 926 amino acids. Gene Ontology annotation, biological process: calcium ion transmembrane transport; regulation of cytosolic calcium ion concentration. NCBI's taxonomy places the organism in Eukaryota, Metazoa, Chordata, Actinopteri, Cypriniformes, Cyprinidae.
GGGUUGAAUCCAGCUCUCUCCUGCUGUUUAUCAGGGUGGGCUGAACCCGGAUUAAAGGGAACAGCUGGGAACCACACACCGGAGCCUUUUCCACUGUGACCCAUCAAUGGACUCCCUGAGGUGGGCUUAACACCGCUCAAUGACUCUCCACCGGAGCAAACGACCUGCCGGCAGGCUUGGAGACCGAAUUUUCUUGAAAAUCGCCUGUAAGACAGAAGAGACGAAACAUGUAAGCCAGAAGACACAGGAGUCCACAUGAACCCUAUGGCGCAGCUAUACUACAAUAAAGCCAGUAACUCCCCGUACCGCGAUCGCAUCCCGCUGCAGAUCGUGAGGGUGGAGGUUGAGCUGUCUGCCAAGGAAAGAUCCUACCUGAUGGCGGUGGAGAAGGGUGACUAUGCUGGAGUUAAACAAGCACUUGAGGAGGCCGAGAUCUAUUACAACAUCAACGUGAACUGUCUGGAUCCCCUGGGCCGUAGCGCACUCCUCAUCGCUAUUGAGAAUGAGAACCUAGAGGUGAUGGAGCUGCUGUUGAGUCAAGGCGUGCACAUGGGCGAUGCACUCCUCUACGCCAUCCGCAAGGAGGUGGUGGGAGCGGUGGAGUUACUGCUAUCCUACAAGAAGCCAAGUGGCGAGAAACAGGAGCUCAGUAAAGUGGAGAACGAGUUCUGGCAGGAGUACGAGGAGCUGUCACAGCAGUGCAAACUUUUUGCUAAAGACUUGCUGGAUCAGGCCCGUAGCUCCUGUGAGCUGGAGACCAUCCUCAACCAUCGGGAUGACCACAGCGAGGAGCUGGACCCCCAUGAGUGCAGAGACCUGGCCAAGCUCAAGCUAGCCAUCAAGUACCACCAGAAAGAGUUUGUAGCUCAGCCCAACUGCCAGCAGCUCCUGGCAACACUGUGGUAUGAUGGGUUCCCAGGUUGGAGACGACGUCACUGGGCAGUGAAGCUUGUCACUUGCUUCAUCAUUGGCCUGCUCUUCUCUGUCUUCUCCCUUAUAUACCUUCUGGCUCCAAAGAGCACCCUGGGAACCUUCAUCAAGAAACCUUUCAUCAAGUUCAUCUGCCACACUGCCUCCUAUCUGACCUUCCUCUUCCUCCUCCUCCUCGCCUCACAGCAUAUCGUGCAAACUGACCUGCAUGUACAGGGACCUCCACCCACCAUCGUGGAGUGGAUGAUCUUACCCUGGGUUCUAGGCUUCAUCUGGGCGGAGAUUAAAGAGAUGUGGGAUGGCGGUUUCACAGAGUACAUCCAUGACUGGUGGAACCUAAUGGAUUUUGCGAUGAACUCCCUCUACCUGGCCACUAUAUCUCUUAAAAUGGUGGCCUACUUUAAGUACAACAGCUCCCGUCCUCGUGUGGAGUGGGAGAUGUGGCACCCUACGCUCAUCGCAGAGGCUCUCUUCGCCAUCGCCAAUAUCUUCAGCUCGCUGCGUCUCAUCUCUCUGUUCACCGCGAACUCUCACUUGGGCCCACUGCAGAUCUCUCUCGGCCGCAUGCUGCUGGAUAUCCUCAAGUUUCUUUUCAUCUACUGUCUGGUGCUGCUGGCCUUCGCCAACGGCCUCAACCAGCUCUACUUCUACUAUGAGACGAAGGCGUCCGAAGAGCCCAACCACUGCAAAGGGAUCCGUUGUGAGAAACAGAACAAUGCCUUCUCUACGCUAUUUGAAACUCUUCAGUCUCUCUUCUGGUCUGUGUUUGGGCUGUUGAAUCUGUAUGUCACCAAUGUGAAGGCUCGUCAUGAGUUUACCGAGUUUGUGGGGGCCACCAUGUUCGGCACUUAUAAUGUCAUCUCACUGGUGGUGCUGCUGAACAUGCUCAUCGCUAUGAUGAACAACUCUUACCAACUCAUUGCUGAUCACGCGGACAUUGAGUGGAAAUUUGCUCGCACCAAGCUGUGGAUGAGCUACUUUGAUGAGGGAGGGACGUUACCACCACCCUUCAACAUCAUACCUAGUCCAAAGUCUGUGUGGUACCUGUGUGUGUGGCUGCACUGCCGUCUGUGUGGACAUGGAGAGUCUAGGCAUGAGGACGAGUGUAAACACGAAAACCUCAAAGAGUUCACGGAAAGGCAUGCCGAUAACCUCAUUCAGAACCAGCACUACCAGGAGGUGAUCAGAAACUUGGUAAAGCGAUAUGUUGCAGCCAUGAUCCGCAGCGCCAAAACAGACGAAGGGUUGACAGAGGAGAACUUCAAGGAACUUAAGCAGGACAUCUCCAGCUUCCGCUACGAGGUUCUUGACCUGCUGGGCAACCGUAAACCACCGCGCCGCACAUACUCUUCUAGUAGCGAGGCCACUCAGCAGGACGAAACAGCUGAGCCUGAGGAAGAGGAGGGCGAGGAAGACGAUAGGCUCAGAGGACCCGGAUGUGGGGAUGGGGGAGAGUCGUCUAGAUCUAAAGCAUCUACGUCCUUCUCCCAAUGUUACAGGAGAAACCGAGAGUCCCAGUUCAGCGUAUCAGCUCUCUUCAAGUCCAUGUCGGGACCGGUCAGAGGCAGACCGGAAAGCAAUGGCUUGAGGAACAACAUAUCCCACUCCUCUGCAUUUGUGCGGACCAGCAGCCGUCUGCAGCGCUUUUCGCGUUCCAAGAAAAACUCUUUGCCACGCUUGGGAAUGCUAAUGUCUCGUAUGAACGGACACAUCCCGGACCAACAUGCGGAGACCAAGGGAGAUCAAAAGUCUGCAUACAGCAUUUCAGACAGCGUACCGCAAACAUCUUGGCAUGGUCCCCAGGUGCUGUCGAAGGGAACACAGAGCGAGAUGCACCUGCACACACUGGGACUGGGACCGGGACCACCAGAGACAGAUCAGAACCCAAUGCAGACCACAUCUCAACGGGCAAACGGCAGGGACAGUCUCCUCCUCCUGCCACCCAGCCACUCGCUGCCCCCGCUGCACUGUGCUUCCAGCCUGACUGCCUCCAGUGCCCAGCUCCUGGCCUCCAGUGAUGAUCUGUGCCACGGCUGGGUGGGACCCUGUGACAGUUUGAGCUCCUCCAGCUGGGAACAAGACGAGUCGGUUACGACACAGCUGUAGCGGCGAAGUCGGCUCAUUAACGUUUCACAGCUUAAGGCAGGGGUCUCCAACCCUGCUCCUAGAGAGCGAUCGGCCUACAGAUUUCAACUCUAACCCCAA